This is a messenger RNA of Felis catus (domestic cat), 1015 nucleotides long. RefSeq names its product amelotin (gene AMTN). Gene Ontology annotation, cellular component: basement membrane; cell-cell junction. Bases 124 to 756 code for a protein of 210 amino acids. The record is from RefSeq and is a predicted model, not a curated record. The transcript has 9 exons. Lineage: Eukaryota; Metazoa; Chordata; Mammalia; Carnivora; Felidae. Gene Ontology annotation, biological process: positive regulation of enamel mineralization; odontogenesis of dentin-containing tooth.
CAAACUUACAACUCAGCCAAGGGUAAAAUUAUUCAACACAGAAACUGGAGAAAUCAACUGGACUUUGGAUAUUGUUUCACCUGUACAUUUUCCUGAGUGGAGAGAAAGGCAGCAUUUUGAAACAUGAAGACUAUGAUUCUACUGCUUUAUCUUCUAGGAUCAACUCAGUCAUUACCAACACAGCUCAACCCUGCUUUGGGACUUCCAACAAAACUGGCUCUAGAUCAGGCAACUCUUCUAAACCAACAGCAGCUAAAUCAGGUCUUCCCCUCUUUAAGUCUAAUACCGCUGACACAGAUGAUCACACUGGGUGCAGAUCUGCAGCUGCUAAAUCCUCCUGCAGGGCUGGCGCCUGGUACCCAGACCCUCCCACUGACCCUGGGGGGAUUGAACACACAACAGCCACUGCAAGCCCAAAUGUUGCCAGUUAUUGUAGCACACCUUGGAGCCCAGGGUUCCAUCCUAAGCUCAGAAGAAUUGCCAAUGGCCCCACAAAUCUUCACAGGCCUCAUUUUCCAGCCCCUGUUCCCAGGAUCCACCCUGCCCAACAGUCAAGCUAAUCCAGAUGCCCAGAAUGGAAUCCUUCCUGCAGGGCAAGCAGGAAUGAAUCCUGCCAUCCAGGGAACCUCAGAAGGCUUCUCUCCAACUCCUAGUGACACAGAUGAUGACUUUGAAGUGACAGCCCCUACAGGCAUCCGAAGGGGCAUGCACACUACCCAGGAAACCACCACAGGGCCGCCAAAUGGAAAUCAGUAAGCUGUUUCAAUUUUUUUUCAACUAAGCCGCCUCAAAUGCAAAUCUUUUUCACUGAUCAUAUCAUGGAAUAGAUGGAGACACACUAGAGAGUAUCAGAAGAAACUCUUAGUUUACCUAACUUUCUUGAAAUUUCAGAAAAUAUAUUCUUCCUGGAGAAUAAUGACUUCUGAAAACAAAUGGGUAAAUUUGUCUUUGAAAUGUAACGUUAUGCCACCUUGGACUUGGAAAGUAUAUGUAUUAAAUGUAUUUUGAAACUGAA